GUCUGAUUUAUUUCAAAGGCGGUAAUUCAGUCGUCCGUGGUGUCAUGCAGGUUUUAACAUUUUCUUUUCGUUUCUUUUGUCUUUUUUUACUUUUUCCUCCCUCAUAACACCAUUACUAAGCAAAAGGAGAACAUGAAUAGAGCAACGACCUGGGGGAGGUUUUUUGUAUUCUCAAUUUUUGGAAGCUGGUGUUACAAACUAGAUGUUUUUCAGUGACCAUAGGAAGUCUUGUAAAUUAUCAUUAAUUAUGAGACUAGUUGAGUAGUACAAAAGUAAGUUUGAGGGACUAUUUCAUCUACAGUACACCAUUUUUACAUCGUCCGCUAAACAACAUUGGAGAUCUGUUGUCGACCCAAAUAUUCUUCCACCGUUAGUGAAUAGCGACCACGCUGUUUUGUCAUUCGCGUUUAGAACUAGGGACAUGUUAUACGAUAAGGUUACAACUCUCCCAAAUGUAUGGAAAACUAACAUCAGCCAUUCAGGAAUGCUCUGCUAAGACGGGUUGGUUUGUAGAUAUUAGCUUAUCAGUUGAAGAAGUAUGGUCUGUAUUUAAAGGUAAGUUUAGUCUAGUUACGUCCUCGUUCAUACCGUGCCUAGUGCCACGAAGACUAAAUAACAGUCCACCAUGGAUAACUAAACCAGUCAGGAAACUUCUUAGGGAAAGGAAGAAGCACUGGAAUUUGUUCAUCUCUACUGGCUUAGAACAAUACAGAUCCAGUUAUUGUAAGAUUAGGAAUACGUGUAAAGCCUUAAUAAGUAAGACUAGACUGUCAUACGAAAAACAAUUGGUUAGGGAUUCUAGAUAUAUAGUCCGAAACGGUUAUUCUCGUAUAUAAAAAGGCGAACUCAAAGAAGCGAUGGGAUUUCAUCACUUUUGAUACAAGAAAAUCCGUUAAUCUUGGCAGAAAAUGAUGCCGAAAAGGCUGAAGCUUUAUCGGAAUAUUUUAGUAAAGUAUUUUCUGUCGGUAAUGAGGAACAACCAACGAUUCAUCGUGAACGUGACGGCUCGCUGAUGGAUCCUGUAGUCAUUAAGAAAGGUACUGUUUUAAGGCUACUUUAGCAUCUCAAACCUGAUAAGUCCAGUGGUCAUGAUGAUAUUCAUCCUAGGAUUAUGAAAGCCAUAUCAGAUGAAAUUGCUGAACCAUUAACGAUACUAUUUGACAUGUCUCUAAGACAGUCCAGACUGCCUAGAGACUGGAAAGACGCUAUAAUAAGUCCGGUGUAUAAUGCUGAGAGUAGGGAUUUAGUUAGUAACUAUAGACCUGUUUGCUUAACUAGUGCAGUUGUAAAACUGAUAGAGAAAAUCAUUCGGAUAUCCGUUCUAAACUAUGUUGAAGGGCAUAAUCUUUUCUCUAGGGCACAACAUGGUUUUCGGAAAAGCCUAUCUUGCUUGACAAAUCUCAUUGCAAAAGAAGGUUGGGCUGCUGCAGAGACGACAAAGAGGCAACGACGAGUGUCUCUAUCUUUCCGAGUCCUUACUGUUCCGUUUAGUCGAACAGCGCACAGAUGAUUGUCUACUGGGAUCCAGUCUAAGAGAGCUAGUUCUGCCCUAGGACUCAAUGCCAUACCUACGCCGGCGAGGCCACGAGAAGCAGCAUCAGGGCUUCCAGAUACACGAAGUGUGAAUCGAGUUGAUUCUUUAUUUUGACAUGGUGAUGUCAAAUGAAUGACGCUACUCGGAUCCUGUAUGCGCGUUUUGGAGACGCAGCACACAUCGAUGGCUCGAGAUUCUAAAGUCCUAUCUAAGAAAGUCCGUUGUCCUAUUUGGCACAGUGUUUGGACGUUAAAAGCUCCUACGUGUAGUUUAAAGCGUGGUUUCAGGAGGCCAGGAAUAACGUUCCGCCCACUCGAAUCGUUUGCCCUAGCGGUGCGAGGUGAUAAAGGGACGUGAGAAGGAUUAGUCGUGGAGAUAAGAGAGGUAUUGGGGGGUGUAGGAAGGAUUUGAAUGUGACUAACUUGGUCUCGUGUGCUGUUACGCGUAUGAGGGCUGAUGUUCCUUCCCGGCUGCCCACAACAUGGAAGGAGGAUCAUUGACUAGUAUUGCAAUUAACAAUGUCACAUAAAAAAAAUUUGAUUUUAACAUUUUCUGCUUUCCAUCCAUACAAUGUUUUUUAAAGAUUCUCUAUAUUGUAUUACUUCUCUUAUGUUCAAAGUCUUGGUACUUAGUGAAGGUAGAUCCUAUUUUUACAGGACUGACAUCAAAUGCAAUCAGUAGCUACCUUACUUUCUCUAUCGCUGUCUUUAGUAUCCUGUGUGUAAAUUAUUAAUGCAGUGUAAAGUUGCUUGUCCCACAUUAAACAAAAGUUAUUUUAAUUAAUCAUUUGUUUUUAUCCCUUUUCAUUUCAUUAUUUUUUUUUUCAGUUACCUUCAAUACAUUUCGAUUUGUCAAUGUUCAUAAAUCGCUCUAGUAAAUAAACCAUGACACAAGACGAUAUGAUAUAUACAAUAAUACUUAUAUUGUCCCUGGUUACUGGGCCAUUAGUCCAAAAAUGUGGGAAAUAUCGACCUUGGUUCGCGGCUGUUGUAGGGUUUCUUAUGUUUUUCUGUUUUGCGGGACAAGCUGUAUGGCAUUCACUCCUGACAUCGUCUGUAUUCACAUUGGCCUUUAUUCUUUUUCCUGCAAGAUUUUUGCAUUACGUAGCUGUUGCAUGGUGCUUUGGUUAUUUGGGAUUUUUUCGAACUUGUCACUAUUUCGGAUUCUCUCAGGUUACUCCUGUCGCAAAUAUUGUGCAGCUUUUAUUGACCUUACGUUUAAUAGGUGCAUCAUUUGAAAUAAGUGAUAGUUGGCGAAUAAACGAUCAAUUACAAAAUUCUGAUUUGCACCCACAGGAUAAAAGCAAACUUGAACUUCUAAAAAAAUAUAAAUGUAUCGAGCCUUCUCCACUGAUGAUUAUGUUGUAUGCCUAUUGCUAUAUUGGUUUGUUUACAGGUCCAUAUUACAAUCUGAAAACGUUUGAAGACUUUUGCAAUCGGGAUUCUGAAACCGUAAUAACUGCAGAAGAACCUCUUCUUCAACACCUUCAAGAAGCACCUCCAUUCGGUGUAGCUUAUUUAAUACUUUCUCACUUUUAUACUGUUGAUUAUGUACGCACUGCAGAAUUCUAUGAUCGACAUUUCCUGUAUCGAUUUUUUUAUAUGAUGGUUAUUUUCUUUACCUUCCGAAUGCGAAUUUAUUUUGCUUGGAAAAUGUCUGAGUGCGUGUGUAUAUCCGCUCGUUUAGGUGCAUAUCCUAAAUUAUCUGAACCUGAAAAAGGUGAAGGACCAACUAAUCUACAUGCAUUAGAUUUAUACAUGGAACAACAGGCAGCCAAUGAUGUGAAAUUAAACAGCGUUAUAAACCAGUCCAAUCAUCUUCAUCGUCAUCAAACUUCUGACCCUGUCAAUUCUGUUAUUCAUUCCACACUAAAAAAUAAACCGAAUUUUGAAAUGAAGUCAGAGACAAAUGUAAUAUAUAAUUAUAAUACAAUAUCCAACUUAAGUAUAUGGGGAUGUGAAUUCGCUCCUACAGUACGUGAAUCGAUGAAAUCGUGGAAUUGUUCGGUGCAAUUUUGGUUGGCCAAUUAUUUUUAUAGACGUUGCAAAGCUUCACGAAAUAUACGGCAAGUGAUUCAUUUGGGCGAUUCAUUCUAUUUUUUAAUCCCUUAUCAAUUAAGGAACUCAAUCGAUGCCCGAGUAUUUUGUAUUAGUAAUUUGUUUGGAAUUUUCUUCUUAAUGAAUUCAUUAUGCUUUGCGAAUAAGUCAUAUGUUCUAUUAAGGCUUAAUAGUACUGUUUAAUCACACGAACCAAAAUAAUUGAUGGGGUGUCUAGACCUGUUAGGGAUUGAUAAUUUCUACCAUUUAUAUAAAGCUUUUUGGUUGUGGUCCAAAAUUAUUAUUCAACAAUCUAACGAUUUGGACACCAUUUAGUCUUGUUUUUUUUUUGAUAUAUAAUGCCUGUGUCAAUUAUUCUUUUCAUUCAUUCUUUUUAUUAUGUAAAUUUCUACAGGACAUUAUGGACAAUGAUGGUUAGUGCCUAUUGGCAUGGUUUACAUGCAGGUUAUUAUUUAUCCUUUCUGGUCAUCCCACUUGCAUUAGUUGGUGAGACAAGUCUAAAAAAUUUAAUGAAUUUAUGCGCAAAUAGUCUACCAACUGGUAGUGUAUCAUUUAUUUCAUGGUUAUUAAAAAUGCGUGUCUUUGAAUAUUGUUGUAUGGGGUUUUUAUUAUUAGACUGGGAGACUACCAUUGCUUAUUGGUCCAGUAUUUAUUUUUGUAUUCAUAUAGUUUUAAUUGGAUUGAUUAUUUUCGACUAUUUUCUACGACUUAUAUUACCAGCUAAAGCAUUUAAAAUUGUAUCUUCAUUAGAUUCAUCUACUGUUUCAUCAUUAUCAUCUGAUAUGUUUGUUGUUAAUAAUGACACAGUUGGUGAUCGAUCAUCAACGCUUCAUUCUCAUCAUCGUCCUAAUUAUAAAUCAAAAAUGUAAAUUAUUGCAUCUACAUAUAUUACAUAAAAAUCUUUAACUAUAAUUUGAUAAUUAUUGAACAAUGAAAACAGCAUUUUGUGUUUCCCCCUCUUUUUUUUUUGAAAAAAAAAAUUGAUUUCAUUAUUUUCAUUUAACAAUGUUUAUUUUAUCCUCUUCAUAGAUAGAGUUAGUCAUUUUUUCCACUCUCUAAGUGUUAUCUUGAUAUUUUUAUUUAGAUGUUAUCACUUUAGUUGUUCUCUGUUUCGUAUUGUCAAUUCAUUUCAUUCUGAUAUUAUCAUUAUUAUUAUUGGGAUUUUACCGCUCUCUUAUCUGAUGUUCACGAAUAUAUACAUAUAUGUCCAUCAUGGAAAGCACUGCGGAAUUGUGGCUUUGUAUUUUAUAAAACAACAAUAAUAUCAGUAUCAGAAAGGAUAAUUAUGUGUUGAAUUAUUCUUAUCAGUUACCUUUUUUCUUCUUUUCUUGUAGUAUUUUCUUUUAUAAACUUUCCUUUCUUCAAAAUACAUUAAUUUGAUACUUACUAAUUUCAAAGAGACGUAUUCUCAAAUGAACAAAUAUGUUUCCUACUAACAAUUUAAUUUGUAUUAUUAUGUUCAGCAAUUAUAUACGCAUACAGUUUUUUUCUGAUUAUCUCUUCUGAUAUAAUAAGAGUUGUUUCAAAUUAUAUGAAGUAGAAAAAAAGAACGAGAAAACUUUGAAAGAAAAGCUUUUUUUUACUUUAAAUUUAUUUUCCUCUUUUUUAAAAUUACAAACUUUCAAAUGGAUACUUAUGAAUAACCUUAUGAAAUUAUCUAUACAACAUAUGUAUUAUCUGUUCCCUCAAAGAUAAAUAUCUAACAACAAUUUAGUAAAGUUAGUGGAUUUAUUUACUUUGUUCUUUAUCAGAAAAUUAAUACCAUAAGUGUCUUUUUUAAUGUAAGGGGUAAGGAGAGAAUUUAUACAUUUAUUCAUGGUUAUUUACUUAUCGUACAAGAAAUGCUUCGUGUAGAAAAACAUUAACAAGUUAUAUCGUACAAAUUGGAGUGAUAAUGUUGAUAAAAAUUAGAAAACAGUGACGGAAAAAAGUGUAGGAUGAUCUGGUCAAAAUUUGUAGAGCAACGAUCCAUUUGAAUUACUCCAUCGGACAUUUGAAGCGUCUUCUAUGAUUUUUAUCUCAUUGAAACCAGCCUUCUCAAUUUUACAGGUUUUAAUAUCGUGCCACUGAUUCCGUAAAUUUGCAGAUGCAAUUAAGAAAAGAGGACGGUAAGUUGUGCUCCGAUAAUAACAACUGUGAUUUUGUUUUUCGUUAGAAAGUAGGUUAUGUUCAUGGGAAAUAUGCAGAAGACAACCACUUUUAUCCCACUUGUAAUCGAAGAAUUCUAAUUGGCUACCCAAACUAUUACUAAUGCGUAGAACCCAGAACGUCCAUCUAGAUUUUCAGCUACUAAUACGUCUGUCGCAGGAGUUUGACAGAAGCUACAUAUUUAGUGGUAGUCUAUGUUCCUCCUCCUAGUUUUGUCUUAUCAUUUGUGCGGAGAUUCCUUUCCAAUAGGAAGCAGUAAGUAUAAUCCGUUUGGUAGAGCCUUUAAGGAUGGAGCUUCAUGAGAGUGUGUCGAUGUAGAAAGUUUAGCUCCAUUUUCGGCCAUAUUUUUUGGGAUUUUCACUUUAAAUCAGUCUAAGCGUCCAAGAUUUAAGAGCAGUAUCUUGUCUUCUGAGAUGGUCGGAUUCAGUUUCUCAUCGUUCACUAAACUAAAUUUAGUUUAAUUGGUUAUUUUUUUAAUCAAAUGGCGCACAACUGUCAUUUGAAAAUCCAUGUUUAUCGUUCGGAUUAUCGGUUAUUUCCUACGGUCUAGUCUUAUGUCUUUCAUAACCCUUCCAACUAGAAGUGUAAUAUGAGUUGCUUGUAUCAAUUGUGGUACUGUUUUAUACUGUCUCUUGUUGUAGGAUGUACGUGAUUUUUUGACGGGUUUUCAGUUGUUCGCUAAAACAAUACAUUUGAUUAUCCAAAUAAUUAACAGUCACAAUUUGAAACUGAAAGUUCAACAAAAAAGCCUUUCAGAAAUUAAUCAUGAUAGCUACUCACAAUAUGGGAAUAUUUCACGAAUUCUUUAAACGUUAGUUGUUUUACAUUCUAACUGUAUGAUUUGGUCAAAUAUCUAAUGGAUAUAAUUUACGUUAUCAAUAUUGGUUGUCUCAUCUGUAGUCUCAUUACUUGAUGGUAAGUCAAGAAAAAGAUAUCACUUUUACUGUUCGAAUAAAACUCAAUUACUUCCGAUGUGUGUACAAAAGAACAACUAGGUUUUAUACCAUAAUUUCUUUAAUUCAUAUGAUGUGGAAACUUAUUUUAUUGAUCAUGUUUGUUGUAUCAGCUGCUGUUCAUCAUUACAAUAUAAUCUUUAAAUAUAAACAGAAAACUGUACAGAUACUUUACAUGACAUGUUAACAAGUUUCCCAUUUUUCUGAUUUUCUUUAUUCCGGAAAUAUGAUGUCAGAUAUGCAUAUAUAUAUUGUUAAGUUGUAUAGUUUUCGCUUUUUCUCAGUUGUAUGUAAAUAUGUCGGCUGUUGUUUAAGAGAAUUCGAAUGAUUUCAUACUUACAAUCCUAAUGAAUGAAAUAAUCUUCAAACCUGACUUCAAGUCACAAUAAUUUUACUGUUCAAACCAAAAAAUAAGGAGUAACAUCAUUGCAUUAAGUCAGUCAGUCAGUCGGGUCAUUGCAUUAAAGUCGUAGAGAUACAUUUUGAUCAUUCACUUAUUUGAAGCAAUAAGUUAAAGUUUCUAGAAAAUUAACAACAAACUUUUACUAUAUUAGGCAACCAUUUUAAAACGUGGCUAUUCGAAUACUUCACAUUGUAACUGUAAGUGUAAGAUGAGAUAUCUUGUACUGUAAUUUAAUAAACUGUUCUGAAGUUAACAUGAAUUUGUAAUGAUUUUACUGGUCGAUGAUCAACUUAAUUUAUGAAGCAAUGUGAUUGAAAUUAUUCAUUAAACUGUUAAUUUCUGUGUGCACGACAGAUUUCCAUAUAACAUGACGAGUAAUGCACUUUAACAGGAGACCAUAUAUUCUUUCUUAAGAAGUCUGUACUUAUUUGAACGAAUGCAACAUCAAAACAUUGGUUUUCUGUAAUACAGGACGAACCAUUGUUUUCUGUAGAGGCUGAUAAAGUACUUAACGAAUUUUAAAUUCAGGAUAUCUAUGUAUAUUCUAUUCCUUUUAAAGAGUUUUCAAC
This is a messenger RNA of Schistosoma haematobium, 7664 nucleotides long. RefSeq names its product Lysophospholipid acyltransferase 7 (gene MBOAT7). The transcript has 6 exons. NCBI's taxonomy places the organism in Eukaryota, Metazoa, Platyhelminthes, Trematoda, Strigeidida, Schistosomatidae. Gene Ontology annotation, molecular function: lysophospholipid acyltransferase activity. Gene Ontology annotation, cellular component: membrane; mitochondria-associated endoplasmic reticulum membrane contact site. The record is from RefSeq and is a predicted model, not a curated record. Bases 2419 to 3774 code for a protein of 451 amino acids. Gene Ontology annotation, biological process: lipid modification; phosphatidylinositol biosynthetic process.